Danaus chrysippus (African queen) is the source of this 3186-nucleotide messenger RNA. The record is from the annotation of a GenBank genome assembly. Lineage: Eukaryota; Metazoa; Arthropoda; Insecta; Lepidoptera; Nymphalidae.
AUGGAAAGGAAAUUGGUACGCGAGGACUUUAUGAGGAAGAGUUUUCGCGGGCCUAGGGUGUCUCCAGCACCGGAGGGCCAGGCUGCGACCGUCAACGGAGCCCCACCACCUUCGCCUGUCUCCUUAGCGAUGUUGGAGAGAGCUCCGCGAACUCGUACAGAGUAUGAAGUCACUUCAGCAGGGAUAGCUCCUAAAAGACUAGAGAUAAAUAGAGCGCAUCCCAUACACUUGAAAUCCUUUCAAACCGAACAAACCGAUGAUAUAGGCCCAGUACCUCCAUCGGAUGAUGUAUUACGGAAACUGGAGCGUCAAAUUGGUGAAAUGGAACGAGGUUUAGAGCGAGCUCAGAACGGAGCAGUUGAAGUAGAUGAACGAGUAAGAUAUGCAGAGCAUGAGAAUCUAUUGAGAACUGGUGUGUCAUCUGUAGGCGGUGGGGGGUAUCUACCGGCUGAUUCAGACACAGAACACGAUGUGGUUCCCUUCAAUAGAAACGAGACUACAAGAAGCAGUACGGGAGCAGCUGCACCAACACCAAGAACGACUACCAGGCUAUCCAGAACUAACUCUGACACGCAACAGCAUACUGUCGCAGCGACAGCAAGGCUCAUGAGGAAACUGGCUGACGGUGGAACCAAGGAUGAUAAGACGAAGAAUAUAACAAGGAAAGCGAUACAGGCACGAAUGGAGAGGGUCAAGAACUCGGUGGUUGGAACCAAGCAUGAGCAUAGAGUCCUCGCCGAACAUAGAGCAGAACCACCCAAAACGCCGACAUCGCCAGUCACACCGCGGUCAACUGCACAGAGCGCGUCAGAGACAUCUGCCGGAGCUGGCGGUGCAUCAUCAGGCAGUGCGAGGGUCUCCUCACGAUCGAGAGCAUCUGAAGAACCUCAUAUCGGUAAAUACAAACUUCUAAAGACGAUCGGUAAGGGUAACUUCGCUAAAGUUAAACUCGCGAAGCAUGUACCCACCGGCAAGGAGGUCGCCAUCAAGAUCAUUGACAAGACGCAGCUCAACCCGAGCAGCCUGCAGAAGCUGUUCAGGGAGGUGCGAAUAAUGAAAAUGCUGGAUCACCCGAAUAUAGUGAAACUCUUCCAAGUGAUAGAAACGGAGAAGACGCUAUACCUGGUCAUGGAAUAUGCAUCCGGAGGGGAGGUCUUCGACUACCUCGUGCUCCACGGACGUAUGAAGGAAAAGGAGGCGAGGGCCAAGUUCAGACAAAUUGUAUCCGCUGUUCAAUACUGUCACCAGAAGAGAAUUAUACACAGAGAUCUCAAGGCUGAGAAUCUUCUCCUCGACGGUGAGAUGAAUAUAAAGAUAGCUGAUUUCGGUUUCUCCAACGAGUUCACUCCAGGAGCCAAGCUCGAUACCUUCUGUGGAUCACCGCCUUACGCUGCUCCUGAACUAUUCCAAGGCAAGAAGUACGACGGUCCCGAAGUGGAUGUCUGGUCGUUGGGUGUGAUUUUGUAUACGCUAGUAUCUGGAUCAUUACCUUUCGAUGGAUCAACACUCAGAGAAUUGAGAGAGAGAGUUUUGAGAGGGAAAUACAGAAUACCGUUCUACAUGUCAACCGAUUGUGAGAAUCUGCUCAAAAAAUUUCUGGUAUUAAACCCAGCUAAGCGAGCCUCUUUAGAGAGUAUUAUGAGGGACAAAUGGAUGAACACUGGCUAUGAGGAAGAUGAGCUACGACCGUACGUGGAGCCUCAACAGGACUUUAAGGAUCACAAACGGAUAGCUCAAGUUGAGGCGCUAGUGUGCCUUGGAUACAAUCGACAAGAGAUCGAAUACUCGUUGGCUGAGGCGAAGUAUGACGACGUGUUCGCUACGUACCUACUGCUGGGGAGAAAGAGUACUGAUCCGGAGUCUGACGGCAGUAGAUCCGGUUCAUCGCUGUCUCUACGGAACGCUGCGGCACCCGCACAGGCGGCACAGCAGACGACCGCCGCACACGGAGGAUGCGCGUCUCCUUCGCACCGCGGCGUGCAGCGCAGCAUCUCGGCGAGCGCGCGGCCGGCAGCCUCGCGCCGCGCCUCCUCCGGCGCGGACGUGCUGCGCGCGCAAGUCGGUACAACAACUACUACAUCUAAUAAUACAACCUCUACAGCGACAACGACGACGUCUAAUUUUAAAAGACAGAAUACAAUCGAUUCGGCGUCUAUCAAGGAGAAUACGGCGCGGAUCGCUCAAAUGCAGGUGCAGAACACAACGCGGCCGAUAAGCGCCCAGCCUAAAUUGGAACCUCGCUCUCGUAUGAUGACCAGCGGCUCGCGGAGAUCAGAAACGCAUCAGACACACACUACACAGCAUCAAGCUACACACCAGACGGCUCCAAAGAUGUCGCCACCGCACGAUACACCGAGUGGUGAGAAUAAAAACGGGACGAACGGGACAAACGGGACGAACGGGACGGGAACUGGUAAGACGCAUGUUAAGAGCGCGUCUAUAUCAUCAUCAAGCGGACCGCCGCUUGGAGCCGAGCCCGCCACGCACAACGCCUCCGCUAGGGACCUAGCGCAGCCGAGACCCAGCCUCAAUUCAAGCCUAUCUACAGCGGGUGCUGGUAGUAACUCCGGAGCAGCAAGACGAGACUUCCCAAACCCACUCGUGUUCCCGAGGAAUGUACCAUCGAGAUCUACCUUCCAUUCUGGUCAAACCGAGCAAUAUAAAGAUUGUCAAACUAGAUCUCGAGGUGGGAGCGCCGGUGGAGCAUAUGGCGAUGGAGGUUCUCCACACCAAGCUAGACCAAGCUUCUUCUCCAAGCUAUCAUCGAGAUUCUCCAAGCGACUGUCUGUGUUGGGGGAGGCGACCGGGAGACAGAAACCUCGAAUAUUUUCCUCUCUGGACAUCCAGCGGAGGCCUAUCGACGUUACAACACCGAAGCAUGCUGUAGGGGCUAGCCCGCAAACCUUGCUUGGACAGGGUACCGAGGAGCAAGUAAAGCCGAGGGUACUCCGGUUCACUUGGAGUAUGAAGACCACCUCCUCUAGGGACCCUAACGAAAUCAUGGCUGAGAUAAGGAAGGUUUUGGACGCCAAUAAUUGUGACUACGAGCAGCGUGAGAGGUUCCUUCUGCUGUGUGUACACGGAGACCCCAACGCUGACUCACUGGUGCAGUGGGAGAUAGAGGUCUGCAAACUGCCAAGGCUGUCGCUGAACGGAGUGCGCUUCAAGAGGAUAUCUGACAAAUAG